AUGGCUACCACUACUGAACCACGGCGUUCAAAGCGACCUCCAAUCCAACUUUAUGUUCCUCCAAAUCUUCGUGAUCGCAUUUCGACCCAGAAACCGAAAUCAUCUCAUUGUGGGAACGAAAUCUCUGAGAACGCCUCCGGCGUUCUCCCUACCGAACCUCUUACACAACUCACUCUUAGUGAGUCAAGUGUUCAGAACGUGGACUUGCAGAUUUCAGUAGAGAAUCCAGAAGAUAUUCAAGUCCCUGUCGGUCCUUCACAUAGCCCUCCUCAGUGUGAUAACAAACUCUCUGAGAACGACUCUACCGAUCCCUUAACUGAGUCUCCAAAACAACCCGUUUCUAGCGAGUCUGGUGUUGACGAUUUUGGCCUCCUGAUUUCAUGCGAGAAACCAAAACCUGAUACCGGAAUUCCUGAGAAUACCUCCAGUUACCCCUUUACCGUAUCUUCUAAACAACUCACUAUUAACGAGUCUAGUGUCGAGGAUUUCGACCCCCCGAUAUCGGCCGAGAAAGCAGAAGAGGCUAUUAAGGUCCCGAUCGGUGCUUCAAAUAAUCCCCCUCAAUGUGAUAACGGAACCUUUCGGGACGCCCCUACCGAUCCCUUCGUCGAAUCUAAGCAACUCACGAUUAGCGAGUCUAAUGUUGAAGAUUUUGGCCUCCUGGUUUCAGGUGAGAAGCCACAAGAGGUUGUUAAGGUCCCUGUCGGUGCCUCAAACAAACCUCCUCAGUUUGGUCACGAAGUCACCGAAAAUGCCUCUUACGAUCCCUUCACCGAAACGUUCAAAGGACUCACUAUUAAAGAGUCUAGUUUUGAGGACUUCGGCCUCCUGGUCUCAGCCGAAAAACCAAAAGAGGUUGUUAAGGUGCCCGUCGGUGCUUCAAGCAGCUCUCAUCAGGAACCAGACCUUGACUACGACAAGUUGGGCCACAUAAUUGAGUUGUACGGCUUCUCGCCGAGCAUAGAGACGAUGUUUCUGGAGUCGGAGCUGCGCGACUUCGACGAGGGCGGUUACGUGUUGAAAUGGGUGGACGACAGUCAUUGUUUGGCUGUGUUUUCCUCCAGUUCAACGGCAGAAAGAGCCCUCCAGAGAAUCACUGGCAUCGUUGUUAAGGCACGUCCAGUUGAAGAAGCCUCAGUAGCCAGUAAGUGGAAGAUCGCCAAGUCGCCUGGCGACUGGGCUCUGCCGUACAAGAAGAGACCGCCCUGCGACAGCACUGUUGCCAAUCGCCUCAUUUCCUCCCACCUCGGCUUGCCAGCUCCGAAACCCUCCCCCUCCGCUCUUCAGGCCCGCAAGGAGGCUCUAGAGAGGAAGCUGCAAAAGAAGCGGAACCAGCGAGCAAUGUGGGGUGACGACUAA
This is a messenger RNA of Mesocestoides corti, 1359 nucleotides long. The record is from the annotation of a GenBank genome assembly. NCBI's taxonomy places the organism in Eukaryota, Metazoa, Platyhelminthes, Cestoda, Cyclophyllidea, Mesocestoididae.